AUGGCCGAAGAAACAAUGGCAUCCCUUCUGGCGGAGGACGAAGGGUUUCCGAAUGACAACAUCUUUGCGACAAUUCUGUCCAUUGCCCGUGAAGUCAACCAGGUCGUCUUUCGUGACCCCGCGAAAGGUGUCAACGCGAGCCAUGACCAAUUGAUCACCGAUGUGGUUCAUACGCGACACCAGUUGAGAACUCACCUCUCGUCGUACCUUGAUCCUCAGAAUGGAUCUGUCUUUGCGGAGCCAUUGAUGAUAUGUGUAUUGACUCCUGCAAACUACGAGUAUACUGUCGCGAUGUUCGCGAUCCUGGCGCUUGGUGGAACUGUCAUGCCUCUCCCAACAAACUCGACCCUCGACCUCGUUUUGCAUCAUCUCUGCAACAACCCAGUUAAAUAUGUCCUCGCAGGCUCCGACUUCCGCGAACAAGCCGAACAGACCUUCCGGCCUACGAUGCAAGUCGAGCCGAUCCCAAUCAUGAAUGCCUGCCCGGACAAAUUGUGGGAUCUGCCCAACCUCAACAUCGCGGAAGAAAUCACCAUUCCCCAGUCCCGCCCGGGUAUCGUGUUCUUCUCGUCUGGAUCCACCGGCGUCCCCAGGGGCGUGGUCCACAGCCGAGAAUAUUUCUACAACAAACCUCGGCUGAGUCCCGAUGAAGGCUGGUUGGUGCAUCGCCCGGCGAGUUGGCUCGGAGGAACCUUGCCUUUGGCGACGGCUAUCAUGGGAGGUGCUCGAGCUGAGAUCAUUCAUCCCCACGCCCCCGCCCAAGAAUUCUGGGAUCGACUACGAGAGCGCAAUAUCACGACCCUCAUGACGACGGUAGUGCUAUGGGAAAAACUGGCCCGGCAUUACAAAGAUCAACUUACGAGGCACCCUGAUCGGGAUCAGUAUUUCGCGGGGAUGCAGAAUGUGCGGACUGCUAUCGUUGGCGCUAGCGUGCCGGUACCGUCUUUGUUGAAGUUCUACCGAGAGGAGCUUCGCAAGCCGCUUGCCAUUGGAUACGGAUCUACCGAAUCUGGUACAAUCAUGAGCGUCAUGUCGACUGAAGAAGCGGAGAGAACCAAGAAAAAUCGGGGAAUUGGAAAGCAGUUAUCACCAAAACACCCAUUUAAGCUAUCCGAGGGCGAUAGUGGAGAGUUGCUGAUCGGUGGAUUGACGAGUCUUCUGGGUUAUCUCAACGAUGAAGCUGCAACCAAGAAAGCCUUCGAUGAAGAAGGGUACUUUCGCACUGGCGACCUGUGCCACAGAGAUGGAGAGUACUAUUUCUUUGACGGGCGCGCAUGUGUGGACUUCAUCAAAGCCGUUGGCGGGCCGGUCCCGGUGUGUGAGCUAGAGGAUGUCGUUCAAACGCUCGAUUACCUCCAAGACGCCUAUGUCAUUCCCGUGGAGGAUCAAGUAAUUGGAAGACGAGUUGGAGUCAUUGCUCGACCGUGCACCGACGGAGUCAACCUGGCAAAGUUGAGGACUGAUUUAUCUUCUCGAGUGUCUCCUCACAUGCUACCCAGUGCCUUCCGCCCUCUUUCCCUGCACGAGACUCUUCCGUUGACGUACACGGACAAGAUUGCGAAGAAGGAGGUUAUGAGGAAGUUCUUUUCUUGCGACGCUCAGGGAGGUUGCCAGAGGCUGUGGAGUUGA
Molecule: messenger RNA, 1629 nt
Organism: Penicillium alfredii
Lineage: Eukaryota; Fungi; Ascomycota; Eurotiomycetes; Eurotiales; Aspergillaceae
Product: class I adenylate-forming enzyme family protein
Exons: 4
Coding region: 1-1629 (542 amino acids)
Biological process (GO): fatty acid biosynthetic process
Molecular function (GO): very long-chain fatty acid-CoA ligase activity
Source: RefSeq, a predicted model, not a curated record